UUUCCAAUGCACAUAAAAAUAAUAAAAAGUUAAAGCUCAAAUUUCGCUGUCAGCAUUCAAAUCAACCAAAUUAUUAUUUCAUUUAGAUAUUUCUAGAUUCUGUGCUCUGAUUUCAAUUUUCAGAUGAUAUCAAACUAACCUUCACAUGAAUAUAUUGUUGCAUAAAUAGAACAAUAUGCCUGAAAAUCUCGUCCAGUGCUAUAACCGCGGCUGCGGUCAACUUUAUGACCCGAAUACUAACGAUAGCGAUGUGUGUUGUCAUCAUCCCGGCUUCCCAGUAUUUCAUGAUGCUUAUAAAGGUUGGUCCUGUUGCAACAAAAAGAGUGUGGACUUCACUGAGUUCCUAAAUAUUAAAGGUUGUACAUACUCAAAGCAUUCUCAUGUGAAACCAGAAGAACCUGUAAAGAAAUCUGUAGAUAAAGAGCUUGAUAAAAAGGAGGUGAUAGAAGUUAGAGCUCCAAUAGUUGGACCACAGCUUCCGCGGCCACCAUUUGAAACAUCAUUAGUCACUUUAGAAGCUACUGUUGCAGAUUCUUUGAAACAAGCCAAUCCUAAUGCAUCUCAACAAGUACUCUCAUCUAAUACAGGUAUUAUUGAAAUUGGUACAACAUGCAAGAAUGGUGGAUGUAACACAACAUACAAUGGACCCCAAACAAAUGAUAGCCCGUGCAUCUUCCAUCCUGGAUGUCCAGUGUUCCACGAAGGCCUCAAGUUCUGGUCAUGUUGUCAGAAACGAACCACAGAUUUCAAUACCUUUUUAAAUCAACCUGGUUGCACGACUGGUACACACAAAUGGUUUAAAGAGGUGGCUGCGGCUGGUACUGUGAAAUGCCGGUGGGAUUGGCACCAGACUCCAGAUUAUGUCAUUGUGAGUGUGUAUGCCAAGAAGUAUGACCCAAUUGCAAGCUUUGUCAAGAUAAAUCCAAUCAGACUCAAUCUCAAAAUAGUUUUUAAGGAGGAAAAUAAUGCUUCAUUUAAAUUAGAUCUUGAAUUAAGAGGAGUAAUAGAUGUAAGCCAAAGUAGUGCCUCAAUGCUGGGAACAAAAGUAGAAAUUAAGUUAAAGAAAGCUGAACCCGGAGCAUGGAGUAAAAUAGACUUCCCAAGAGUGAGCCCACCUGUUGUUGAAGAACCAGAACCGGAACCAGAAUCAAAUGUGGAAGAUGAUUCCGUAGACCUUUCUGCUGUCGAAGCCAUUCAUUCUUCCGGCAAGGUCAAUCUUACCGGCUGAUAAUUCUAUUAUAUUGAUUUAUGAAAUAAUGUGAAAAUUAUAUUAAAAAAAUAUUUAAUUAACACAGAUAUUACUAUGUUUUGUAAUAAAUCAUAAGAAAAAUAUAAA
This is a messenger RNA of Leptidea sinapis, 1336 nucleotides long. It is a transcript of the gene mora, whose product is annotated as cysteine and histidine-rich domain-containing protein morgana. The transcript has 6 exons. Bases 176 to 1228 code for a protein of 350 amino acids. NCBI's taxonomy places the organism in Eukaryota, Metazoa, Arthropoda, Insecta, Lepidoptera, Pieridae. The record is from RefSeq and is a predicted model, not a curated record.